Messenger RNA from Amblyraja radiata (thorny skate), 2222 nucleotides. Its product is annotated as CMP-N-acetylneuraminate-beta-galactosamide-alpha-2,3-sialyltransferase 4. Lineage: Eukaryota; Metazoa; Chordata; Chondrichthyes; Rajiformes; Rajidae. Gene Ontology annotation, molecular function: sialyltransferase activity. The transcript is spliced from 15 exons. Gene Ontology annotation, biological process: glycolipid biosynthetic process. The record is from RefSeq and is a predicted model, not a curated record. Bases 267 to 1415 code for a protein of 382 amino acids.
CCACCUCUCCCUCCCACCUUAUCUUUCUCCCUCCCUUCCCCCCCCCACUGUCACUCUUCCCUGAGUUUCACAAAUGUCACAUUUCACGGAGACUUUGCUCGCUGUGAGUGGAUGCAGGGAGGCUGGAGUUUUGGUUGAUGGCAGGAUCUGUGGAGCACUAACUGUCGCUGACUGUACAACCACCUGCACACUCCCGCUACCAGGUUAAUCUUGCUGCUCUACCUGUAGGAUAAAUCUACUGGAGGCAAUACCUACGAAUUCUGACCAUGUUCGGCUGGCCAGCAAAGUUGAUGCUCAGAGCAAGUUGGGGGAAGCACAGAUGUGCUCACUUAGUCUAUGCAACACUGACCCUCUCUCUCUUUGCCAUCCUCUGGAACAUGUUCCUUGGGCAUUUCCUUCGACAGCAGAAGUUCUAUGAGUACUUCACAAUACCACUAUUUAAAAAUGACAGCGCUACCGAGUCUGACUAUUUAUUUAAAAAUGACAUCUUUAACGGGUCUGACUAUAUGUUGAAAAAUGACAGCCCUACUGAGUCUGCCACUUUUGUUAGCAGCACUUGCUCACCCUGGCAUACACUCGACACCGAUCCCACCCUCUUAGGUUUCGUUCGGAAUGGCAAUUUGUUUUUAACACUUGAAGGUGACUGGUGGCACCAAGCAAGUUAUAUGGCCAAGAAGUUGCCAUACGGGAUAAAAGGCAGUGAGGAGAUUAUCAGACAGAUACUGAUCAAAACAAAGUCCCACAUGCCAGCUGAAAUUGACAGCUUGCAGUGUAAACGGUGCGUUGUCGUUGGCAACGGGAACUCCCUGAGGAAGAGUCUCCUUGGAGCAGUAAUCAACAAAUACAACGUCGUUAUUCGAUUGAACAAUGCUCCAGUGAGAGGCUAUGAAGAAGAUGUGGGCAACAAGACUACCCUGAGGAUCUUUUACCCUGAAUCGGCAAUCAAAGACCUGGCUAUUGAAAACAAUCCCGACACGCUCUUUGUGUUGAUCCCUUUCAAAGCAGUUGAUGUCUACUGGCUGAAGGCAAUUUUAUAUAAUGAAUCAAAUAUAGUGAAUGGAUUCUGGAGAAAGCCAGCCUCGAUAAACAACUUGGAUCCUUCCAAGGUUCGGAUGCUCAGCCCCGUUUACCUACAACAAGCAGUGGAAACAUUAUUGCACCAACCACACGCCAUCUACAAGGCAGAAUCUCUGUGGCCGACAACUGGUUUCCUUGCCAUCACCGUGGCUCUGAACUAUUGUGAUGAGGUCGAUGUUGCUGGCUUCGGUUAUCCACUGAACCAAAAGGACGGUCUGAUCCAUUAUUAUGAUCAGCUGAAAAUGUCCAUGAUGGCUAGAUCUGUGCACAAUAUUACCCAAGAACACGUGUACUUGAAGAAACUGCAGAGCACUGGGAUCAUCAGAUAUCUCACCUAACUUCAUGGAGGAUUUGUACAUUUCUGGCAAUGUUGGGUUCGAACAAACAUGCCAUCAACUUGGACUUGACUUGAAUUUGAUGCUGCCUCAUCAACACUCUGAGAUUCACACCCCUGUAUACAACUCUCUUGUACGCCCUGGUCAGCCCACCUUGGUUCAUCUUUGGCAGCGGGGUGGACCAUACCUAAUGCCACCCUUUCCUGCUCCAAAUGGGGCAUUGUAAAGGAGUGGUAGUGGGAAGAGAGUUGGUACCAAUGGUAAUGGUCCCACUGGGAGCUCUGGUGAUGGUGAUGGUCUGGUGAUGGUCUGGUGAUGGUGUUCCGACUAUCGUGCUUUGGGUCAAACCCGGACAAUGCGCACGUAAAUAUGCUGCUUUUAAUAGGAUUCAUUGCACUUACACGGUGGAAUCCCAAUGGUGAUUGAACAUAUUUCCAAGGCACGUUAUAGGUAAUGGAUUAAGAGAGGUGAAUGGACUGGAAAACUGGUAGAGGGUGGUAAUGACUUUAAGGAGUCCAAAGUAUAAAAGGGAUUAAGAUUCAGACAUAAUAGGUGAAGGGAGAAGGUUCUUCUAUUUCCUAGGUCUAUCUCCUCUUGAUUUUACCUUCAAAAGCUUGGCAGUGGUUUUAUUUUGCUGAUUGCCCCUUGAUGUUGGGUCUUAUAGUAGUGUUGGGCAUUUUAUCAGGUCUGGGCACCCUUGUGUUCUUAGCCAUACAUUGUGAAAAGUUUUAAACAAGAGGAAUAGGAUUCCUCUGGUGGUCUGUGCUUCCUCCAAUAUUCAAAAGAUAAGUGGAUUUGUAAAAUUGUAAG